AUGGCUCCGACACGCGAUACUCCGUUCCGCUCGGCGGACAUGAGUAUGGUCCAGCUGUAUAUUUCCAACGAGAUUGGCAGAGAGGUCGUCAACGCCCUCGGCGAGAUUGGGCUGGUCCAGUUUCGCGAUCUUAAUGGAGAUGUUAGCGCUUUCCAGAGAGCCUUCACUCAGGAGAUCCGACGCCUCGAUAAUGUCGAACGGCAGCUGCGGUACUUCCACUCUCAGAUGGACAAAGCCGGGAUCCAGCUCCGAAAGCUAGAUCUCGACGUCGAAUCUCUCGCCCCGCCGACGACGACCGAGAUUGAUGAGCUGGCCGAGCGAAGCCAGAGUCUCGAGCAGCGCGUGUUCCAGCUUAAUGACAGCUACGAGACAUUGAAGAAGCGCGAGGUCGAGCUCACCGAGUGGCGAUGGGUCCUGCGGGAGGCCGGCAGCUUCUUCGACCGCGCUCACGGCAACGUGGAGGAGAUUCGAGCCUCGACCGAAGAGGACGACGCUCCUCUGCUCAACGACGUCGAGCAGCACUACCAGUCCCCCGAAGUCGAGCGCUCAUUCUCGGGCAUGAACAUUGGUUUUGUCGCCGGUGUUAUUUCGCGGGACCGUGUGGGCGCCUUCGAGCGCAUCCUAUGGCGAACGCUGCGCGGAAACCUGUACAUGAACCAGUCCGAGAUCCCCGAGCCGUUGAUCGACCCGACCAACAACGAGCCAAUCCAGAAGAAUGUGUUCGUCAUCUUUGCUCACGGCAAAGAAAUCCUGGCCAAGAUUAGGAAGAUCUCUGAGUCCAUGGGCGCUGAGGUCUACAACGUCGACGAGAACAGCGAUCUGCGAAGGGACCAGCUGCAUGAGGUGAAUGCUCGGCUCAACGACGUCCAGAAUGUUCUGAGGAACACCCAGCAGACCCUCAACGCCGAGCUGUCCCUGAUUUCGCAGUCUCUGGCUGCCUGGAUGAUCUUGAUCAGCAAGGAGAAGGCCGUCUACAAUACCUUGAACCUCUUCUCAUACGACAGGGCCCGUCGCACCUUGAUUGCCGAGGGAUGGUGCCCGACCCAUGAUCUGCCUCUCAUUCGGACAACCCUUCAAGAUGUGACCAACAGGGCCGGUCUCUCUGUUCCAUCCAUCAUCAACGAGAUCAAGACCAACAAGACCCCUCCAACAUACCUCAAGACCAACAAGUUUACGGAGGCGUUCCAGACCAUUGUCAACGCUUAUGGUACUGCGACCUACCAGGAAGUCAACCCGGCACUGCCCGUCAUCGUGACCUUCCCCUUCCUCUUCGCUGUUAUGUUUGGUGAUUUCGGUCACGCCGUCAUCAUGUUUUGCGCCUCGGUUGCCAUGAUUUAUUGGGAGAAACCGCUGAAGAAGGUCACUUUUGAGCUUUUCGCCAUGAUCUACUACGGCCGGUACAUCGCUCUUGUCAUGGCUGUCUUCUCCAUGUACACCGGUCUGAUUUACAACGAUGCCUUCUCCAAGUCCUUGACCCUCUUCCCCAGCGCAUGGCAAUGGGAUGCUCCAGAGGACUGGGUACCUGGUAAGAUUGUCUCUGCCAAGCUGAAGGGCAACUACCGCUACCCCUUUGGUCUGGAUUGGAUGUGGCACGACACCGAGAACGAUCUUCUCUUUAGCAACAGUUACAAGAUGAAGAUGAGUAUCAUUCUCGGUUGGGCGCACAUGACCUACUCGCUCUGCUUCUCUUAUAUCAACGCGAGGCAUUUCAAGCGUCCUGUUGAUAUCUGGGGCAACUUCGUGCCCGGCAUGAUCUUCUUCCAGUCUAUCUUUGGCUACCUUGUUCUCUGCAUCAUUUACAAGUGGUGUGUGGACUGGUAUCCGGCGGAGGGUCCUGCAUCUGCCCCCCCUGGAUUGCUCAACAUGCUCAUUUACAUGUUCCUCCAGCCGGGAACUCUGGAUGUGCAGCUUUACCGGGGCCAGGCGACUGUGCAGGUGAUCCUGCUCCUCUUGGCUUUUGCCCAGGUUCCCAUUCUGCUCUUCCUCAAGCCGUUCUGGCUCCGCCGUGAGCAUAAUCGGGCGCGUGGCCAAGGCUACCGCGGCAUUGGCGAGCGCUCCCGGGUCAGCGCCCUUGACGGUGACGACGAUGACGACGGACAUGUUGGCAAUGGACGCCUUAGCAUGGAAAGCGACGGCGAGGGCGUCGCCAUGAUCACCCAGGACCUCGGCGAUGAUGAGCACGAGGAGUUCGAGUUCAGCGAGGUCAUGAUCCACCAGAUCAUCCACACGAUCGAGUUCUGUCUGAACUGUGUCUCCCACACCGCCUCCUACCUGCGUCUCUGGGCUCUGUCCCUGGCCCAUCAGCAGCUCAGUGCCGUGCUGUGGUCCAUGACCCUGGCCCCGGCGUUCAAGAUGUCGGGCAUCGGCGGCGCCAUCUUCCUUGUCGUUGCAUUCUUUGCCUUCUUCUUCCUUUCCUGCGUCAUUCUCAUCAUCAUGGAGGGUGUUUCUGCCAUGCUUCACUCUCUCCGUCUCGCUUGGGUCGAGUCCUUCUCCAAAUUUGCCGAGUUCGGCGGCUGGCCCUUCGCGCCGUUCUCGUUUACGACGCAGUUGGAGGAGUCGGAGGAGCUGAAGGAGUAUUUGGGUUAA
Thyridium curvatum is the source of this 2586-nucleotide messenger RNA. RefSeq lists its product as uncharacterized. Gene Ontology annotation, molecular function: ATPase binding; proton-transporting ATPase activity, rotational mechanism. Gene Ontology annotation, biological process: vacuolar acidification; proton transmembrane transport. Bases 1 to 2586 code for a protein of 861 amino acids. Lineage: Eukaryota; Fungi; Ascomycota; Sordariomycetes; Thyridiales; Thyridiaceae. Gene Ontology annotation, cellular component: fungal-type vacuole membrane; vacuolar proton-transporting V-type ATPase complex; vacuolar proton-transporting V-type ATPase, V0 domain. The transcript has 4 exons. The record is from RefSeq and is a predicted model, not a curated record.